AUGUUUAUAUUUUAUUUGUUUGGACUAUUAAUUUGUAGUGAUCAGAUAUUAAUUGAACUAGAGGAGAUAUUGGCCGAUGUGGAAUCAAGAAGAGUGUUUUUAAAAGGUAUUGUGGUAAAACUAAAUGAAGUUCUGAAAUCAGAACAAGAAGCGUUGGAUGGGUACGAUACCAAGGAACUAGCACAGAAAAAUGUAGCAGCACAUUCAAAAUCAGUGGAAUUGGGUUGUGAUUGUCAUAAAAUACUAUUUGACUCUGAGAUUAAACCAAAAGAAGGCUGUACCUGCGGUAUUAAAGAGUAUGCCGUUGAAUCCAAGAAAUAUACAACCCUUAAAAACGCAGUCUUGUUCACAGAAUCAACAAUUAAAAACAACACUGAUGAAGUGAGUGUAUUAAAUAUCAAGGUUCUAAUACUGGAAACAAUGAUUAGUCUACAAAAACCAGUAAAAACUGCAGCAGAAUCAACGAAAUUAGCAGAUACAAUCGAGUCCGCACUGGUUGACAUCAAAACAUCAAUUGAUCCAAAUGAUUUUGCGUUUGCUUUUUGGAUGAAGCAAGAAAUCACGUGGUUUUAUUUGAAAACACUCAAAUGCACCACAGUUGAAGAAACAAAUGCAAAAUUACAAGAAACUGCUGUUAGUUUAAGAAUGCUAGAUUUGGAUAACCUAGUGAAUGAUUAA
Molecule: messenger RNA, 678 nt
Organism: Enterospora canceri
Lineage: Eukaryota; Fungi; Microsporidia; Enterocytozoonidae
Source: the annotation of a GenBank genome assembly